Aureobasidium musti is the source of this 5448-nucleotide messenger RNA. The record is from the annotation of a GenBank genome assembly. Lineage: Eukaryota; Fungi; Ascomycota; Dothideomycetes; Dothideales; Saccotheciaceae.
AUGGAGCUAGCAUAUCGGUUGACCGAAUACGCUCUAGAGCCAGCCGGCGAGGACGACACAGCUAGAGUCAUGACGCGUCAAGAAGGCAGUAUUGAGGAGACAGAGCAGCAAGAAAUCGCAGCAGCCAUGUCGAACUACGUCUAUCUAGCAGAGCACGAAGUUCUCAUCUGCAAGGAACACGGCUACGCAGUGCGAGGCUUAGACAGCCAUCUGCGCUUGGUCCAUACUUCUUACACUUCUACGUCGAAGAAGGCAAGGGCUGCACUAAGACAGCAUCACAGCGGACGCAACAUGCCAGACCCAUCCACAGUCCGUCUACCCGAGCCAGGACAGCCGGCAAUUGAGUAUCUGUGUAAGCCAAUCCCAGGCUACUACUGCAUCCACAACCAGGACAACACCGCCGGCGAACAAGACGUACGAGGGGAUGCAUCGACAACAACAGACUCCCCCAGUCACUGCGGCUUCACCACCAGCGACCGUACCAACAUCGGCAAACACUGUCGUAAUGCACACGGCUGGAAAUCUACUGACGAAGACCGUCAGUGCUGGAAAGAUGUCUACAUCCAGACGUUUUGCAAGAGUUCAGGCAAACAAAAGUGGUUUGUCGUCAAGACACCCGAUCAGAUCGAUAGGGAAAGAGCAAGUCAGAUCCAGUUCGACGGCAUCAAAGAUGACUUCCAGAAGUUAAAAGAGCAAUGGCAGAAAGAGCAGGAGAUACUAGCAGACAGGGUUGAGAAAUGCGAGAACACCGGAUGGUGGAACAAGACAAGAUGGAGAGAGCAUCUCAAGAACUGCAAUCUCACCCAUCUCUCGUACACCAGCCGGCUGCCCGAGAAGGAUGAAGAAGCGUUACUCAAGGUAGCAGCGGUGAUCGAGAAGAUGGUCGAGAGGGGUGUCUCAGGACUGAGCUCGAUGCCGGAAGGCUUGCGUCGUUGGCUUCGAAGUGCAGAGAUGCACAAGCCAGACGUGAGACCGCUAUCCCGGUUGCAGAAUCCAGAGAGUCAAGAACGGUACACCGGGUACUGGAAGCGAAUGGUUUGUUACUGUCUACGAGUAUGGUGCACUCGUCACGAAGCCACGGACAGCGAGUCAAGUGGCGAUGGCAGCAACAAUGACGAUACCGAAAGCGACAGCGAUGAGGUAAACAGUGUGUACAAUGCUAACGCCAACACUGAUGAGGUAAACAGUGUGUACAAUGCUAACACCAACACUGAUACCGACGACGACGACGACGACGACGACGACGACGACGACGACGACGACGACAAUUCCGACACAGAUCCACAACACGAUCAAGGCAGACGGCAAGCACAAGAUCACAUGCACGAUGCUCGGAGGCUCUUCCCAUGGAACGACCAACUCGAAAGAGCAUUAGAGGAGGUGUGGAGAUUGAUCGUUCUCGAGGGAGACACAUCAUCCGUAGAAGACGAUCAAAUCCCAGCGAUGGUAGAGCUCAGUCGGGUGUUGUUCGCUCUAAUCCAUUUCAUGGCCGUGAUGGGCAUCGACGAGACCAACGCUCGGCUACGCGAUGGCAACGACUACUCUUACAUGAUCGCCGGACUGGUGUACGUGUCCAGGAUCGUGACCGCCGAAGCUCUGCUCCCAUCACUCGACCGCGAAAACCAAGGGGAGGCCGACUUCGAGGCAUUUCUCGAGCAGAGAAAAGAGUUUCUAGCCGACGGAUCGAUGAGCGUGAUGGGAGAGAUGUUGAGCUUGCUAGCGGGGAAGCUGCACUGGACUCACGACGGAGCCGGCGUCGCUCUCGGCAGCAUCGAGUUCACGGUGUACAACUUCAAGUCCAUGGCACGCUCCGCUCUAGACGAUUGCGAAGACUACAUGUGGAGGGAUCUCAUGUGGGCAGGCCGCAAGGCAGAUCGCUUCGUGUUAGAUCUCGAUAGCAUCACCGACGACAUGACGGUGAAGAAGAGAGGCUGGUACUUCGGUGCCGACCCGAACCAGGAUCUCGAAGCACAAGGUCUCGACUGGAUGUUGAAGAGGAUGCUAGGCUCGAACCAGGGGAAGAAGAUGCGCAGAGGUGACCAGUGGCAGUCGAGACUGGUGGCCAACUAUCUCCGGAGGGUGGACAAGUUCAGGGAGCUGUUCAUAUUCUGCGUGCACGUCUUGAGCGGCCAGCCCGCCAGAGGAACCGAGAUCACCAGUCUGCGCUUCCGCAACGGAGUGGCCAACCACCGCAACGUCUUCGUCUUGGACGGCAGAGUGAUGACGGUGACGAGCUACCACAAGUCACAAGCAAUGCUCGACAUGCCCAAGAUGGUGCCACGCUUCUUGCCGUGGAAACUGGGUCAGAUCGCGGUCAUCUAUCUCACCCACGUGCGGGCGUUCGCCGAGUUGCUGUCGGUGCAGGUACAGUACGGUCAAGGAUGGAGUGACUACAUCUGGGCGGACUCGCACGGCCCGUGGGAGACGCAGAAGCUCACCGACACGAUGAAACGAGAGACGGCCAAACGACUGAAGGCCAAGCUACACACCCAGAACUACAGACACGCCGCCGUCUUUCUAGGCAGGAGAUUCGUCGGACCGAGGUUCGCCAAAGGCUACCGAGAGGAGGCCGAAGAUCCGGAAGAAGCCCAGGCGGGUGAUAUGGAUGACGAUCUCGAGGAGGGCAACGCGAUCGAGCUACAGAAAGCCGGCGGCUUCGGCACCGGAGCCGGCAGAUACGCGGUCAGAGCGGACAUCUUGAAGUAUCUCAACCAAGAGUCGAUCGACAUCUUCGGCGAUCUCAGCGAAAGCUGGCACAGGUUUUUCGAGCUCGACCACAGAGAUCCGAAGAGGAAAAGAAAGGCCGAGAGCAGCAGCAACAAAGACGAUGGGAUGCAAACCGUCGACUUUGAAGGAUUGAGGAAAGAGAGAUUGAUCAAGAGACUGCCCGCGGCAAAAGGAGGAGCUGUUACUGUUGCCGCCACUCCGACGACAGUAGAUCUCUCACCGUUCUUACAACAAUCCGAAAGGCAGCAGAAGGAGAUCGAAGACUUGCGGAUGAAGCUCAAGGCACAAGAAUUCGAACUGACAAGACUUCGAGGAGAGGAGCUGCAGCAGGGACGACAGCAACCCAUGACCCCCAUCGUUGGCUUGGGCAUCUACUCGAACAACAACAACAACGGAAUGCCGACCCCGGUGACAGAGGGAAACAGGCACGACUCACACAACGAUGAUGCCAACGACAAGAACGACAGCAACGAAGUCAUCUACAUCGACGAUGACGAUAAUGAUGACAACCACCACGACGAAUCCAGGUACUCUCAAGGUGCAGCGGCAGGAACCACCAACAGCAUCUGCAGCAGCACAAGACCGACGGCACAGGAAAAGGAGAGGGCUAUACGCAAAGCACUCAAGAAACCAAUGGACGACGACGCGGUGACGAUCAGAUACAGAUCGAAAGCACAAGGAGAAGCGCUCGGGAGAAUCAUGGACGGUGGGUUCAACGUUCUCACCGUCGUUCUGCCGACAGCCGGAGGCAAGACUCUACUCUUCACCGCACCCGCUUGUCUGGAAGAAGACGUCGGGGUGACCAUCGUGGUGGUACCGUUCCGCAAGCUCAUCGACGAGACGGUGCGAGAAGCACAAAAGACGGUGGGUGACUGUGAAGAAUGGAGUCACAGCACCGUCGAUCCAGCAGCUCUCGUGGUCGUCAGCGUGGACAAGAUGCACGAUCACUUCUGGUCUGGUGGUGGACGAGUGCCACUUGCUGGUGACUUCGCACAGCUGGAGACCGCAUCUCGUGGAGCUGGAGAAGCUCAAGUCACUAGGAGUACCGAUGGUGAUGCUGACGGCCACACCCCAAGGUACAUGGAGGUCGAGCUACGACGAAGUCUAGGUAUCGGCAUCGGAAUGAUGUCGCUCAUACGAGCAUGCACGGUGAGGGAGAACAUCACUUACACCGUCAGACAGGACAUCGGCAAAGGCAAGCUGGUCGAAGAGACGGCCAGAGUGUGCGAAGAGGUCGCCGACGAGCUACGGAGCACCAGGAAAGAGAAGGCCGUCGUCUACUGCCGAAGCAAGAAAGACUGCGAGGAGAUGGCGGAAAAGCUAGGCUGCGGCUUCUUCUACGCCGGACACGUCGACGGCGGGGAAACGCUAGAGCAGUGGAAGGCGAACGGCGGCUUCAUCGUGUCGACGACAGCUCUCAGCACCGGACUCAACUACGAGGCCGUCAAGGCGGUCAUCCACUCGGGACUGCCAUACGGACUGAUCGAGUUCGCCCAAGCAUCGGGCAGAGCGGGUCGAGAUCCCAACGAGAGAGUGGACUCGAUCGUACUGCUGGAGCAAGGGUGGGAGGAAGAAGAGCAAGGGACGCGGGAGCGUUACAACGAGGCACUCGGACCGGACGGAGCAGCGAUGAUGGAGUACAUCAAGACGGAGGGUUGUCGAAGGCUGGUGCUAGGCAAGUACUUCGAUGCGGCAGAAACGAUCCAGGAGUGUCACGACAGCAGCAGCAGCGGCAGCGACAACAACAACAGCGAGACCGAGAGCGAGACGAACUGUAGUAAUGGCGGCAGCCGCCAGCAUCACGCCCCCAAAGCUCCGUGCGACAGGUGUGGUGGUGGAAUGGUGGCAGCAGGUACAGAGCUGGUCAGGCAGUCCGAGCUGGAAAAGGAGAUGGUCGAAGAGGCUCUAGACGAGAUGAAGCUCGGCUGUCCGAUGUGUUGGAUGAAGUCAGAAGAGAAAGACUCACAUCUGGAGCACGGUGGCCGGGAGUGCGAGAGUCGAGAGCUGACGGUGACAGACGAGGCCGACGAAACGACAAUUGUCGAUGUUGACACAUUCCGGAAGCAGAUCAAAUACGCAAAGGCGAGCAAGGCUUGCAGGAAGUGCGGCAUCAACCAGAGGAUGUGCAACACCAGGGAAGACGCCAAACGAAAAUGCCAGUGGCCCGGCAUAGCAGUACCGGUGUUGAUGACAGCAGUUCGAGAUCCGAUCGGGAGGAACAUCAUCCGAAAAGCCGGCUUCGAACCGAAUCGAGUGGUGGAAGAGGAGAAGGAGGGGUGGAAGGCUUACGCAGCGUGGUGCGGCCAGGCCAGAGACAGGCGGAUAUGGGGAGAGAUGAUGAGCAAUUCGAUGUGGGUGGUGAAGGAAUUUUUGGUUUACAAGAGUGGGGAGAGGAUGAGGCAAUCUGAUGAUGGCGGUGGUGAUGAGAGUCAGGAGAAGGAGGACAAGGAUGAUGAUGAUACUUCAUCAUUCGAGGAUCUGGACAUGGAUGAAGACGACUUUAUCAUGAUCGAUGCCGGGACCAUGGAAGCUACAACAACAACAACAACCGCCACCACGGCUAGAGCGACAGCACCAGCAGCAGCAGCAACAGAAACAGAAGUGGGAGAACGACAAGAGACCCCGGAAGCCCGAGCUACAGCCGUGGAAGAACUGGAACACAGCAGACAGAUCCCCCGAGUGUCGAAACGUCCGAUGUGCUCGGAUAUCAGCAGCAGAGAA